Micropterus dolomieu (smallmouth bass) is the source of this 6136-nucleotide messenger RNA. Its product is annotated as ephrin type-A receptor 7-like. Gene Ontology annotation, biological process: protein phosphorylation; axon guidance; cell surface receptor protein tyrosine kinase signaling pathway. The transcript has 18 exons. Bases 672 to 3743 code for a protein of 1023 amino acids. Gene Ontology annotation, cellular component: plasma membrane; neuron projection. Gene Ontology annotation, molecular function: ATP binding; protein binding; transmembrane-ephrin receptor activity. Lineage: Eukaryota; Metazoa; Chordata; Actinopteri; Centrarchiformes; Centrarchidae. The record is from RefSeq and is a predicted model, not a curated record.
CUUGGCCUGCAUGCACUCUGCACCUGCACACAAAAUGUGUUUUGGGGGAGUGCCGGGUCCGAUUUUUCUGGUUGGAUUCUUUAAAAAUCUAGCUGUCUCUUGCUAAUUGCUAGAAUUUGAUGGUAGUGCAUGGGGACACCCUUUAGUUACAUUUAAAACACAGAUUAUACAUCUGUGCAAACCACUGAAUUGAAAUAAUAACACUAAAUUGAGGACCACCUGGCAGCCCCAGGACCACAUGCUGAGGUAUAUAAAAAAGCUCAGGACUCUGUGAACACAGCAUAUUAUACCGCAUUCACAAAGGUCCCCCACAAACUUCCCGCUCCACUUUCUAUAAAAGGACAGUCUGUAGAAAAGGAACUACUGCAGGGUUGACUCAGUUGACUAUAGUGGAAACACCUGGCGCAGAGAUUUCAGGUUGCAGCUCCUUGAUAGGUCGACCCUCCCAUACCCUCGACUCCAAGUCCCAGUUCAUUGCGCUCGCCUGGUGUCAAUCUCGUCUGUAAAACCCUCCCCCGAGAUAUCAAAUAGGCUGUGUGGUCCCAUGGAUCCUGCACUAUUUGCCCAGACGGCAUCUGCUCCAUUCAAACACUGAGUGCGUCUCUGCUGCGGUGCGUUGCGCGCAGGUUGGAGAGAGAUGACAAGAGCCCCGCGGAACUGGCCAGACAAACAUGGAUCCCCGUAAAACACUGAUUUCGGUGCUUUGGAUAUUAUUGCUGAAGCUAGAAGAAGACUGUCACGCCGAAGAAGUGGUGCUGCUGAAUUCUAAAGAGACUCAGGCAGAGCUGGGCUGGACGUCAUAUCCCCCCAAUGGAUGGGAGGAGAUAAGUGGUGUUGAUGAGAAGUACAAGCCUAUCCGGACGUACCAGGUGUGCAACGUGAUGGAGCCCACCCAGCAGAACAACUGGCUGCAGACCGGCUGGGUGGCCCGCCGAGGUGGCCAGCGCAUUUUCGUGGAGCUCCAGUUCACCCUGCGUGACUGCAACAGCAUCCCCGGUGUAGCGGGGACUUGCAAGGAGACCUUCAACCUCCUCUACGUGGAGUCGGACAGGGACCUCGGGGGUGUGACCCGAGAGGACCGCUACACCAAGAUCGACACCAUCGCUGCUGAUGAGAGCUUCACGCAGGGCGACCUGGGUGAGAGGAAGAUGAAGCUGAACACAGAGGUGCGUGAGAUUGGCCACCUCAACCGCAAGGGCUUCCACCUGGCUUUCCAGGACGUUGGUGCCUGCGUGGCCCUGGUGGCCGUGCGAGUGUACUACAAACGCUGCCUUGCAACCGUCCAGAACCUGGCAGUGUUCCCCGACACGGUGGCUGAGGCGGCCUUUGCCACGCUGGUAGAGGUGCGCGGCACCUGCGUCAACAACUCUGAGGUUGACACAGACAGCCCUCCAAGGAUGCACUGCAGCGCCGAAGGGGAAUGGCUGGUGCCCAUUGGGAAGUGCAGCUGCAGUGCCGGCUACGAGGAGGGCCACAGCAGCUGUGAAGCAUGUCCCCCUGGCUCCUACAAGAUGUCCUCCAGGCAGCAGGAGUGUUUUACCUGCCCAGCCAACAGUGUUGCAGAGGAGGACGGAUCUGUGGUGUGUGUGUGUGAGGAGGACCAUUUCAGAACUCCCCUGGACACACCCUCGGCACCAUGCACAAGGCCCCCCUCCCCACCUAGAGACUUGGUCUACACCCUGAAGCAGUCCACACUAAUCUUGGAGUGGGCCGCACCAUCCGACACAGGAGGCAGGGCGGAUCUGACAUACAGCGUGGGGUGCCGGAGGUGCAUCGGGAGGCACUGCGAGCCGUGCGGAGCAAGUCUUGGCUUUGUCCCUCAGCAGGUUGGCUUGAUUGAAAGGACGGUGACUGUGGUCAAUCUUCUCCCCAACACCAACUACACGUUUACUGUAGAAGCCUUGAACGGAGUGUCAGAGCUGCUGCCCAACAAGAGGUUCUACACCCAGGUCAACGUGUCAACAAGCUUGCCUGCACCAUCUCUGAUCAGCGAGCUGCGAGCCGAAAAAAUCGAGCAGAAGAGCAUAACCUUGGUGUGGAGGGAGCCCUCAUACCCAAACAGCAGCCGCACUGAAUACGAGGUCAAAUACUAUGAGAAGGAACAAAAGGAUCAGAGUUAUUCUACUGUGAAGACUGCCGCCACACGGAUCAGUGUCAACAACCUCAAACCUGGCACCACAUAUGUCUUCCUCAUCCGCCCUUUCUCCACGCCGGCCCCCUCCUCAUCACUGUCUUCCCCCCCUCUCACAUCCUCCUCAUCUUCAUCAUCGUCCUCCUCUACUUCUUCCUCCUCUUCUUCCUCGUCCUCUUCCUCGCCAUCGCCCAUCGACUACGGAGCGUACAGUGCUCCCCUGGAGCUGCAGACACUUGGCGAGUUGGCACUGGCGUCCAGCGAACAGAGUCCUGUGGUGAUCAUCGUCGUCGUGUCCGUGGCCGCCCUGAUCAUGCUGCUCUCCAUGGGAGUUGGACUGCUCAUCUGGAGGAGACAAUGCGGCUACAGCAAAGCUUCUCAAGAGGGAGACGAGGAACUUUACUUCCAGUUUAAGAUCCCAACACGGAGGACCUAUAUUGACCCAGAGACCUGCGAGGAUCUGCUGCAGGCCGUGCAUGCCUUUGCCAAGGAGCUGGACAACUCGAGCAUCAAGAUAGAGAGAAUUGUGCACACAGGCGACUUUGGGGAGGUAUGUCGCGGCUGCCUGAAGCUCCCCAGUAAGAGAGAGCUGCCUGUGGCCAUAAAGACGUUAAGGGCCGGCUGCUCAGACAAACAGCGCCGCUCCUUUCUAAGCGAGGCCGGCAUCCUGGGGCAGUUUGACCACUCCAACAUCAUCCGGCUGGAGGGCGUCAUCACCACCGGUAACACCAUGAUGAUCAUAGUGGAGACCAUGUCUAAUGGAGCCUUAGAUUCCUUCCUAAGGAAACAUGAGGGCCAGUUGAGUGUAAUGCAGCUGAUGGAUAUGCUGACUGGGGUGGCAUCAGGGAUGAAGUACCUCACUGAAAUGGGCUUUGUCCACAAACGGCUGGCCGCGCACAAGGUGCUGGUUAACUCCAACCUGGGCUGCAAGGUAUCUGGCUUCAGACCUCUUCAGGAAGACAAGAUAGAGGCAAUCUACACCACACUGCAUGGAGGGAAGAGUGUGGUGCUGUGGACCGCUCCGGAGGCCAUCCAGUACCAUCGCUUCUCCUCGGCCUCAGAUGUCUGGAGCUUUGGCAUUGUCAUGUGGGAGGUCAUGUCCUAUGGAGAGAGACCCUACUGGGAUAUGGGCAAUCAGGAUGUGAUCAAGGCCAUCGAGGAUGGUUUCAGGCUGCCGGCUCCUGUAAACUGCCCUCCACAUCUCCAUCAACUGAUGCUGGACUGUUGGCAGAAGGAGAGGACAGAGAGGCCCAGCUUCAGCCAGAUCCACUCAGCCCUCAGCAAGAGCAUUCGCUCUCCCGAUGGCAUUGGUUCCUCCACACUGGCACGCAGAACCCUGAGUUCAUCCAUUACGCUAGCAGAGAGGCCGCUUCCCUCCUUCCCAUCUUUUAACUCAGUGGGAGAGUGGUUGGAUGCAGUGGACAUGGGCCGAUACAAGGACAACUUUACUGCCGCCGGAUACUGCUACUUAGAAUCUGUGGCACGAAUGACUGUACAAGAUGUACUGAGCCUUGGCGUCACUUCCCUUGAGCACCAGAAGCUGAUACUGGCUGCCAUCCAGACCCUAAGAGCCCAGGUCAUCCAGAUGCAUGGCCGCGGUGUGCAGGUCUAACAAACAGGUCCACACACCUAGUCUCACACUGCUGCGGCAGACCCACAGGUAUGUGCAGAUGGAUGAUAGGGUGGAGAAGGGGAGCGAGAGAGCGCUCUUCCAAACUGAAGGAAAGACGAGCAGAUCUUUCUAACUGCACUCCUAUCUACUCCUCCUUCCCACACUUCCUCAUGCCUUCCUUCAUUCCUUCCUUCCUUUUUCCUGUGAAUCCCCUCAGAGACGAGCAGUGUUCCUGUCACGACAGGGGGAUAAGCAGAGGAGUGAUGUCACGUGACUUUUUUUGUGACCUCUAUCUGCACUUUGACCUUCAAUAACUGUGUCAUCUCCAUCUCACUGGUUUUGGAUCAGUGCUUAAAGACAAAUGAAAUAUUGUCUGUAGCAAGACUGGCUCAAUCUAAAGCUGACCUCUGAGCUGUUGGAGGGGCACAGACGUACUACGCCGCAAACACACCGGUUAUGUACUCAUGCUCAGAAGGACAUUUACAUUUUGGGUGGAAUUUCCCUUUACCACAACCCCGAUUCACUAAAAACAAUAUACCAUCAAAGGCAGAAACUAUUUCACUGGCCUUGGAUCAAAUCACCAUCAGCUCAGAACUGCAACAGCUGAUUUCCCAUCAAAGAGGAAUUGAUUUACUACAAGAACACACAAUCAUAUCAUUGUAAGUCAAAGCUGAUCUGAAAUCAGGUAAAGGAACAUUUCUGAAGAUUAAACAUGGCUAGAAUGUAAGCUACAGGAAGACUGUAGUGGCCCAUGUCAAGGGUCCAGUGAGCCUGAGGUUAGAACAACUGGAUCAAGCUUCAACAAAGGCCAAAAGAACAGGGCUAAGUAUACAAUAUAGUCCUACAUAUAGUAUGCUGAUUGGAUGAAUAGAACUACAGUAAGUUAUGGGUGAUAAUAUACUGUACUGUCAGGAACAUCAGCCUAUCCACUUACAACUGGGUUUUUUUUCUCUUUGGGGCUUCUGAUGGUUAAACAAAAGCUGCAGGAUGCAAUUGUAAAGCGAAAAGUUGAAUACGUGUUUGAUUGUUCAUUACUUUGUCUGUUUCGCUACUCUCAGUUGUAUUUUCUUUCUUCCUUUCUCUUCUCUAUGCUUUGAAGUUGUUUUCUUUGUGCAUUUAAAACAUUAUUUUCCCUUCAGCCUGUUGGAUGUCAUUUCGGUAACACAAUCCUCCUCUCCAAAGCCUCUCUCACUAACAUGUUUAAUACUCCAUACAGAGCAUUGGCCAACUCUGGAAGCUGGCCUGAUUCAGAUAUUUAUCCAUAUUUAUUUAUGUUUACAGACUGUGACAUAAACCUCUCCAGAAUACAAAAAAGAAGUUAGGAAGGUUUAUUUAACUUAUAGUAUUUAAAAAUGUUAAGCAAAGCAGUUGUCUCCUCUUUGUUUCUAUUUUGUUGAUUUAUUAUGAUUGUGAGUUUAUACCUGAGCAAAUUAGUUGUUUUGCACACAGGAAGUGAGAGGAACACUGGAUUUUACUGUCAGCACACAGUAUCUGUGUAUUCUUGAACACUGGAUUUGGUACAGAUAAUUUUAGGUCAACUAUCAUUUGAUUUGCUGUAUACAUUACAGUGUAUGUUGCAGUAUGGUUACAGUAUUACAGAAUGUCAUACAGACUUUUUUCUUUCUAGCUGUUGGAAUAUCAUGUUUAAUUUUAUGUGUGCUGUUAAUAUCAUGCUCUGCCAUACUAUGUUAUCCCCCCCCCCCCCCGAUAACUCCCAGAAUCCUCUCUGUACAGUGAUCUGCCCCUCGCCUUUUCUGUCCUAUUUCAAUAUGAGACUUGAAAGAAGAAGUUUAUUGGGGCAUUAUUUGAUUAUCAUACAGUUUCACAAUAGAAGGUACAAGCAUUUUUGACUGGAAUAUUGUAACCGGUUUGUAUUUGGUACAAAUAAGUUUUUCGUUCUUUCUCCUUGUACUCUCUUUUCUCUGUAAACAUUUUGUCAAAUUAAAUAAACUCAUAUGUCGUUAUAGAUGUUAUCACACACAUGUUAACAUAUCUGAGGAUACACUCUGGUGGUCCUUUUGACACACACACACACACACACACACACAGUCGGUAACACAUAACAAAACUGGACCUCGUCACCACGAUGAAUGAAAAUUUGUUCCCCCUCCCUGUUACUGUGACCGUUACAAUAUAUGUUUAAUACUGUAAAUAUGUAUUUGAAAAUGCUAAAUCUAUUUUUAUAAUUUGUUUGAAAAACAAUGUGUUGAAUAUAAUAUCUGCUCACUGUGUAAGGGUUUUAUUUGUUCAAAGUUAGGGCCAUAGCCAAGAAACUCUGGUGUUUGGAAUAUAAAACUGAAAAAAGUUUCUUUUUUUGUUUGUUUUUUGAUGAUUUUUACCUGUAAAAUCUGAUGGCUGUUGCAAUAUUGAAACGUGUUAUUAAAAAAUCUCCA